AUGAGCGAUUGCUUCAACAGAACGUUUCUCAGAGUAGGCCUUUGCCUUUUGCUCAUUACUGGCAUCGUAGAGGCUACGACCAAGCGCGGUGCAGCCUACAACGAUCCCGCAACGGUCACACCGUUGUCGGACACCGGUACGGUAACAUGGGCAUAUAAUUGGGAUAUGAAGGAGGCAUCUAGCCUUCCGGCACAUGUUGAAUUCGUUCCCAUGCUGGGCCGUGCAGUCUUUGAUGGAUGGGAUACAUCAGUGGAACAGGCACAUCUUCGGGGCAGCUCGUACAUUCUAGGAUUCAAUGAGCCGGAUAUGACUUCCCAGGCCAAUCUCAGCCCUUCUGUGGCCGCCGGUUACUACAAGAACUAUAUUACGCCAUAUCAAGGAACUUUCAAAUUAUUGAGCCCAGCAGUGACUUCUUCUACCUCUGCUGGUAUGGGUCUUCAGUGGCUUGACUUAUUUAUGAAAGAAUGUACAUCCUGCGGCAUUUCGGGAUUGGUAGUUCACUGGUAUGGUGACUCUGCUGAUGACUUCAAGUCUUUCGUCAAGAAUGCUAUUUCAUUUGCCGACGCUCAUAAUUUCUCAGAGGUUUGGAUCACCGAGUUUGCACUCAAUGCCGAUGUGGGCGGAGUGACUGAUCAGACCAGUUCCGUGCGUUUCAUCGAAGAUGUAACUUUUUGGCUAGAUAAUCAGCCCUCUGUGGCCCGAUACUCUUACUUUAUGUGCGCCGAGGGAUAUCUUCUCUCGGGCGGCUCUUUGAACAGCGCUGGCAAGGCCUAUGUAGCCCCAUCGCGUUCUAUCGCGCCUACGAUUUCCUCGAAUGCCUGCGCCGUAACUGACUGA
Messenger RNA from Penicillium subrubescens, 837 nucleotides. Its product is annotated as glycoside hydrolase family protein. Gene Ontology annotation, cellular component: fungal-type cell wall. Gene Ontology annotation, biological process: fungal-type cell wall polysaccharide metabolic process. Bases 1 to 837 code for a protein of 278 amino acids. Lineage: Eukaryota; Fungi; Ascomycota; Eurotiomycetes; Eurotiales; Aspergillaceae. The transcript has a single exon. The record is from RefSeq and is a predicted model, not a curated record.